AUGGGUAUCAGUAGCCAGCGCAACAAUGGCAUCAGGGAGAAUUGGAAGUGCGCCCUUAUCUGCUUGGGCAUGGCCAUCGCGACAACACAAUAUGGCUUCGACGUGUCUAUUGUCGGAACUUUCCAGACGAUGCCCGGCUUCCUAAUGACCUUUGGGUAUGAAGAUCCCUCUCUGAAAGGAGGUUGGGGUAUUUCGACGAGGGAUCAACAACUAAUCGCAUCGUUCUUGAAUGUGGGCACACUUAUUGGAGUCCUCUUUAUUACACCUUUCGGACGUUACUUUGGUCGCCGACACGGAAUAUGGAUGGGAACUCUAGUAUCUUUUGCGGGAUGCGCCACUCAGAUUGCUGCAAAUUCAAUUCAAAGUCUGUGUGUUGGACGAGCGUUAAUGGGGGUAUCGAAUGCCUUCUUCAUCACAUUUUCUAAUGCGUAUAUCGUGGAAUGUGCACCGCCUAAACUGCGUGCCGUCUGCUCGGCUAUGUUCGCUAUCACAAUCAAUAUCGGAACCAUAAUCGGAGCAGUUGUCGACGAAAAGACUUCCCAUAUGAUGAAUAGGCUCUCAUAUCAGAUACCUCUGGCUUGUCUCUUCAUCUUUCCUGCGUUCUUAAGCAUUUUCAUCUUCUUUAUCCCGGAAUCGCCUAGAUGGCUUAUGCUUCACGACCGCCGCAAAGAGGCUGAACAAUCCCUUGCUUUCCUACGUGGGAACUCACUCGAGCCCGAGUAUUUGCAAGAAGAGCUUGUCGAGAUCAUCCGAGGUGUAGAGGAAGAAAAGCUCAAUGCAUCUUCAUCAAGCUUUCUGGACAUUUUCAGAGGAACUAACCUACGUCGCACAAUGCUAUGCUUGGCGAUUGUAGUGUCGCGCGCCGCAUCAGGUGUAUGGGUCUUCCUGUCUUACGGUACUUAUUUCUUCCAGCAGGCAGGCGUAGAUGACGUCUUUAAGGUUGGAAUUUACACGAUGACAGUACAACUUGUCGGUGUGGUAGCGGGUUUGUAUUGUGCAUACAGAGUCUGGGGGCGCCGAACGAUGUUUUUGAUAGGCACAGGAGGUGCAAUAAUAUCCAUGGCUGGACCGGCCCUAGGAGCGACGAUCGCACCGGACACACCGGAGGCCGCAAAGGCAUUUCUCGCUUUCACUUUCUUUUAUGUUAUCGUGUAUUGCGGUUUCGCAGGCUCGAUGACGUGGCCCAUAUCAGCCGAAGUUGUGAGCUCGCGCUUGCGAGUGGUCACCUUGUCCUUUGCUACUGGAGUGGACUAUGUCUUUGCUUGGCUGAUUUCCUUUUGCUCGCCAUAUUUUCUCAAUCCGACAGCCUUGAAUUGGGGGGCGAAAUAUUGCUGGAUCUGGGCCGCGAGCAACGCCUUGACAUUUGUUUUCAUCUGGAUGUUUUUGCCCGACAUGAAAGGCAGGUCCUUGGAGGAAAUAGACGAACUGUUCAAAAAGCGAGUGGCUACUCGAGAUUUCCCCACAUUCGAAUGCCAAUCUUCUUCGCAGGCUCACGAGAUCGCGCUUCAUAAGAUGGAAGAAGCAAAGGUAACAACUCAGCACAUUGAGAGAGAUGGUUGAUAGGUAGGCUCGAAAUUGGAGAGUUCCUAUUUGUAAAUUAACGAGUUAUUUCUCCGGGGGUUAUUCCCUUAUUUUAAAGCCCCGUGUCCUGAACCCCGACAUAUCCAGCGAUGCCGCAAAGUGGUUGCGUCGGUGGCGUUGAAAAUACCCCGAAAAUUGCGUCGGGGACCUGAUUAGCGAGGUAGAUCAUACAUAAUAGGCCGCUCUAGCGGACGGGUAAGCCCGCACUGCCCUGUAUUUAAAAAAAAUAUAUAUAUAUUUAGCGAAUAGCGAAAUAGCGGUGUUCGAACGGACGCCUCGUUAACGGCAGACAUUGUGUGAAACUGAAAACAGCUUGUUAGUCGAGGGAAGAAUUUCGUACAUAUGCGAGUAAUACCGUCGCAGUGAUGCAUUUUCGGUGUAUAGUCAUGGUUUGAGAAGAAGUAACCAGGUCCGCCGCAAGUUAUUCGAGGGCAUCUCAUGUGAUAGGCUUGAUGUAAGGGCGGGUUGGUCCCCAGAUGCAACCCUACCAAGACUAGAACGAGUAGGGAUCUCAGAGAUUGGGCAGCGCAUUAUCUACAGUCUACAGUGCAUUAGCGGCAAUCAUUGUCGCACCCGCCAGAUGGGUGCAAUGCCUGUUCCGCAUACCUGCCGAGACGUUAGCAACCCAACCGACAAGUGGGCUGGCACCUAUCAUGAUAGGGCAGCAAGAAUCGUCAUCUGAGUUCGACCAAUGUCAGAU
This is a messenger RNA of Hypoxylon trugodes, 2281 nucleotides long. RefSeq names its product general substrate transporter. Gene Ontology annotation, molecular function: carbohydrate:proton symporter activity. Bases 1 to 1560 code for a protein of 519 amino acids. Gene Ontology annotation, cellular component: membrane. The transcript is spliced from 4 exons. Lineage: Eukaryota; Fungi; Ascomycota; Sordariomycetes; Xylariales; Hypoxylaceae. The record is from RefSeq and is a predicted model, not a curated record. Gene Ontology annotation, biological process: carbohydrate transport; transmembrane transport.